This is a messenger RNA of Symbiodinium pilosum, 1041 nucleotides long. NCBI's taxonomy places the organism in Eukaryota, Dinophyceae, Suessiales, Symbiodiniaceae. The record is from the annotation of a GenBank genome assembly.
AUGGAGGACUCCAGAACUGGGACGCGAAAGCCUGAAAAGCCUUCAAUAGUAAAGCAUGAGCUUUGGCUGAAGCUCCACGAAACAAGUGCCAGUUGCCAACUGCAGAAGGGGCAGGAGGUACCCGAGUAUCAGGUGACGGACAUCCCGGACGGCAUCCGACAACAUCCCUAUCGGAGGGACCGGUUGCCCACCAUCGAGGUCUUGCUUCUCUGGAACGAUCCAGACACGAAGGCGACCCGUGGCCGAUGUCUCUUCACCAUGCCUCAUCCGGAGACCCCCACCCUUGAGGAGGUGGAUGGCAUCUUCGAGAAGAUUGAGCCCUUCUUUGCUAAGCGCUGGCUGCGAGUACAGCUGGCACUGGAGGCGCCAGCGCGAGGUGAGUUUGAGGAGGCUGAGCAGAGGGUGGAGGAUGGCUAUGUUGGCGCAGGCCACAUCGUCUGCGUCCUCGCAUGCCAUCCCAGGGGGUUCGCCUCUGAGGCUUCCUCGGAUGGGGUGGUCCACGUGAGUCAAUGCCAGCCGCUUCCUUUUCAGGCCAUCACCGAUGAUGCUGGACAGGCCAAGAUCUGCUUUCUGCCAGCAGCGCUGAACAAAGUGCAGGUGGCGGAGACGGACUUCUUUCAUGGUACUGAGGUCUCUCUUCUGGGGACUGACCUGAAGAGCUUGGACCAGGGUCUCACCGACCUCACCGUGAAACUCCUGCCAAAGGCACAGGCUUCUCUCUCCAUCCACGUCUUCCGCUGCCCAGAUGAGCUUCCAAAGGCUUCCGAGGAGAUGUUUGGCAUCAUCGACUGGGCUGCGGAGGAGCGUUUUGCCUUGGAACAGGCAGAGGUAGAGGUGACGCAACUUGAGAACGGCAAGCAGCCGCUGCUACUUUCCCACGCAGCAGAGGAUCGGUUUGAAGCAAAAGGUUUGGCAGAAGGCUGCGUAGCUGUGAAAGUCAAGUGCGGAGGGUACGAGACAGAGGAGAGGACGAUGAUGUUGCUGGUCGGGCCGAACCAUUUCUUCUUCCCCAUGACAGCCAGCUGCCGAUUUGCUUCCUAA